UGAAUUUUUUCCCCCAGUUUUAUUGGGAUAUAAUUGACAUCACUGUUUAAGGUGUACAGCAUAAUGGUUUGACUUACAUCUUUGACAGUGCCUUUGUGGCAGAAGAGGUUUUAAUUUUAAUCGAGUCCAGUUUAUCCAUUUUGAGUUGACUUUGUGGAUGACAAGGGUUGCAGUUUGUUUCUUCUUUGCAUAUGGAGCUCCAGUUCUGUUCCCUCCAUUUGUUGAAAGGAUUGGGCAGGUACAUUUGAGCAGUGCAGGGUGCACAGGCAUGGGGCUGCACUGCCAGCUAGUCGGACUGCAUGUGAUUGAACAGACUGGUGAGCAUGUUGGUGCUUCAUGGUGAUAGGACGUGCUGAUUACCAAGGGUCUCCGUCUCCAGUCAGUUCUUAUUUAAUUUAUGGCUGUGCUAGGUCUUUGGUGCUGCACCUAAAAUUUCUCUAGUUGCCAGGAGCAGGGGCUACUACUCUUCUGGUGGGCGGGUUUCUCCUUGGGUGACUUCUUUCGUUGCACCUGGCAGAAUCAGUAGUUGUGGCUCCUGGGCUUAGUUGCCCCGAGGCAUGUGGGAUCCUCCAACGUUAGGAAUCGAACCGUGAUCCCUGCAUUGGAGAUCUCAACCACUGGACCACCAGGAAGUCCUGGUCAGUUCUUUUUGAAGAGACUUCUGGGGCUGGACUUUUCCUGGCGGCUCCCACUGGUACUACAACUCCCAGCAUGCAUAGGGCGGGCUAGCCUGCCGCGGCGGGGGAAGUUCCCCGGCCGAUGUGGGCCUUUAGCUGGGAGGGAGAGACUUCGCCGCGGUUUCCGAGUUUUGAGGUCAACUUCCCAAGGCUUUGGCAACCUCGAUGGCUGAACAGCGGGACGGCGAGCCCUACGACCUACCCACUCCGACACGCCUCCGGUCUCUGGCCCGUCUCUGCCUCCCUCUCUGGUCUGGCCUCUUCUUAUUUCUUCUUCCCAUUUCCCGCGAGGAGUAAGUAACCCUUGAAGACGACCAACCACCGCCUUGCAUUUUGCCAACUGGGCCAACCAGAAGCGCGGGUAGAAAAGGCGGAGGUGGAAUCCCCGCCAAGCAGGGGAGAGUCCGUUUCUCCCGGAAACGGUAGGCCGUCCUGACUGGAACCCCAAGAACAGCAAAGGAUUCUUGGCUGGGGGCAGAAGUGCACGAACCCUUUCUUCCUUGCUCAGUGGGGGCUUCAGGCUUACCCUUCAGCAGCCCCCUUCAGGUGUCUGGGCCCAGCCUUGGCUAUCAUGGCUCACCAGACUCCUCUGGGCUCUUCAGCCUCACACGUCAGCUGCCUGGACCUGUGGAGGGAAAAGAAUGACCAGCUAGUUCGACAGGCCAAGGUUGCUCAGGACUCAAGUCUGCCUCUGAGGCGACAGCAGUUGGCUCAGGAUGCACUGGAAGGGCUCAGGGGACUUCUCUGUAGUCUGCAGGGGCUCCCUGCGACCGUUUCUGUUCUCCCUUUGGAACUGACUGUCAUCUGCAACUUUAUCACCCUGAGGGCAAACCUGGCGCGGGGUUUCACUGAGGACCUGGCGCAGGAUAUCCAGCAGGGCCUAGAGAGAGUGCUGGAGACGCAGGGGCAGCUGGAAGCCAGGCUGGAACAUGAGCUCUGGGGGCUGUGGGACGCUGCCCUCCGUGUUUCCUCCCUUCUGCCUGAGCUGCUCCCUGCCCUUCACCACCUUGCGGGCCUGCAGGCUGCCCUCUGGCUGACCACAAACCGUUUUGGGGACCUGACCUUGCUGCUGCAGACCCUGACUGUUAGCCAGAGCAGCGCCUCUGAGGAUAUGCUGCUGCUUCUGAAAAGUUGGAGACCCCCAACUGAGGAGUCAGAUGCUCCGCUGACCCUGCAGAAUGCCCAAGGCUUGAGGGAUGUCCUUCUGACAGCGUUUGCCUGUCGUCAAGGCCUCCAGGAGCUGAUCACAGGGAGCUUGCCCAAGGCACUGAGCAGCCUGCAUGAAGCGGCCUCAGGUCUGUGCCCACGGUCUCUGUUGGUCCAGGUAUACACAGCCCUGGGGACCUGUCUUCGUAAGAUGGGCAGUCCACAGAGAGCUCUGCUCUACUUGGUUGCAGCCCUGAAAGAGGGAUCAACCUGGGGUCCCCCACUUCUGGAGGCCUCCAGGCUAUAUCAGCAACUGGGGAACAUAGCAGCAGAAAUUGAGAGUCUGGAGCUGCUGGUUGAGGCUUUGAGUAUCACUCGUAUCCCUGAAGCCCAUCAGCUUCUCAUUGAAGUAGAGUUAUUACUCCCACGACCUGACCCAGCCUCACCCCUUCACUGUGGCACACAGAGCCAGGCCAAGUACCUGCUAGCAAGCCGAUGUCUACAGACAGGAAGGGCAGCGGACGCUGCAGAACAUUACCUGGACCUGCUUGCCCUGUUGCUGGAUGGCUCAGAGCCAAAGUUCUCCCCACCACCUUGCCCCCCAGGGCCCUGUGUGCCUGAGUUGUUUUUGGAGGCAGCAGCAGCGUUGAUCCAGGCAGGCCGAGCCCAGGAUGCUUUGACCGUAUGUGAGGAGCUGCUUAGCCGCACAUCAUUUCUGCUUCCCAAGAGGCCUCGGCUGUGGGAAGAUGCCAGAAGAAGAACCAAAGAGUCACCACACUGCUCACCCUGGGUCUCUGCUACCCAUCUGCUUCAGGGCCAAGCUUGGGUACAACUGGGGGCCCAAAAGGAGGCAAUUAGUGAGUAUAGCCGGUGCCUUGAGCUUCUCUUCCGGGCCACACCUAAGGAUAAAGAACAAGGGCCUGCUUCCAUCUGUGAGCAGGGGUGUACGUCAGAUAUGGCACUACAACAGCUUCAGACAGCUGCCCUGAUUAGUCGUGGACUGGAAUGGGUGGCCCUUGGCCAGGAUACCAAAGCCCUACAGGACUUCCUUCUCAGUGUGCAGAUGUGCCCAGGUAAUCAAGAUGCUUCCUAUCACCUGCUUCAGACUCUGAGGAGGCUGGAUCGGAGGGAUGAGGCCACUGCUCUCUGGCGGAGGCUGGAGGCCCAAACUGAGUUGCCGCAGGAGAAUACUGCCUGGUCCCUUCCCCUGUACUUAGAAACCUGUUUGGGCUGGAUCUGCCCCCCUGACCGUGAAACCCUUCGUGAGGAAUUUCAGACAUCUGGAGACUUGUGACCUGUAGCUGCCAUGUUUCAAAGAACCCGAACUGGGUCCUCAGUGGGCCAUCUGUAGGGAGGACUUUCUGCCAUCCCAUCCUUGGGAAAUGUGGCUGGAGCUGACCAUUCCAGUAUAUGUCUGGCAUUGGAGAGGUUGGUGGUAGUCCUGCAAAAUUUGGUAUUCUGAUUCCAGAGAAGCCCUGCUUCCACCAACAAGGCAUUGACUUGCUCAUAGCACCUUUUAUCCUGUUUCCCUUUUCAUGUGUUGAGUAAAAUUUCAUAUCUA
Messenger RNA from Capra hircus (goat), 3384 nucleotides. RefSeq names its product Fanconi anemia complementation group G (gene FANCG). Gene Ontology annotation, biological process: interstrand cross-link repair. Bases 1249 to 3117 code for a protein of 622 amino acids. Gene Ontology annotation, cellular component: Fanconi anaemia nuclear complex. The transcript has 14 exons. Gene Ontology annotation, molecular function: protein binding. NCBI's taxonomy places the organism in Eukaryota, Metazoa, Chordata, Mammalia, Artiodactyla, Bovidae. The record is from RefSeq and is a predicted model, not a curated record.